Molecule: messenger RNA, 4701 nt
Organism: Labrus bergylta (ballan wrasse)
Lineage: Eukaryota; Metazoa; Chordata; Actinopteri; Labriformes; Labridae
Gene: chrm2a
Product: cholinergic receptor, muscarinic 2a
Biological process (GO): regulation of smooth muscle contraction; regulation of heart contraction; chemical synaptic transmission
Cellular component (GO): synapse; plasma membrane; dendrite
Molecular function (GO): G protein-coupled acetylcholine receptor activity; G protein-coupled serotonin receptor activity
Source: RefSeq, a predicted model, not a curated record
UCUGAGUAGGAGGUGGCAACAAAAGACCAAAUGCCAUGGAUGUAUUCAAUUUCACCUACUGGAAUGCCUCCGAAGGCAAUGACACAGAAGUUGCUGCAGAGAGCGAGAGCCCCUACAAGACCGUGGAGGUGGUGUUCAUCGUGUUGGUGGCCGGUUCCCUCAGUUUGGUCACCGUCAUUGGAAAUAUUCUGGUCAUGCUUUCCAUCAAAGUCAACAGGAACUUACAGACCGUCAACAACUAUUUUUUAUUCAGCCUUGCAUGUGCUGACCUAAUUAUCGGACUGUGCUCGAUGAACUUGUACACAGUCUACAUAGUAAUAGGGUACUGGCCCCUGGGGCCUGUGGUGUGCGACUUGUGGUUAGCCUUGGACUAUGUCGUCAGUAAUGCGUCUGUCAUGAAUCUACUCAUCAUCAGUUUUGACAGAUAUUUCUGUGUCACCAAGCCCCUCAGCUACCCUGUCAAAAGGACCACCAAGAUGGCAGGGAUGAUGAUCGCUGCAGCCUGGGUUCUGUCUUUUAUCCUUUGGGCACCAGCCAUCCUCUUCUGGCAGUUCAUUGUGGGUGGGCGGACAGUGCCUGAGAAGGAGUGCUACAUCCAGUUCUUCUCUAAUGCCGCAGUCACUUUUGGCACUGCCAUCGCCGCCUUUUACCUGCCUGUCAUCAUCAUGAUUCAGCUCUACUGGCAAAUCUCCAGAGCAAGCAAGAGCCGUGUGAAGAAGGAUAACCGCAAGCCUUCUUCAGGAGCCAAUCCAGAGCCCCUGUCACCUGUCCAGAGGAGGACCAACACACCCAAGCCCAACAAUAACAAUGCAGGGGAGGACACCGGUCGUUCCCCGAGCCAGCAUGCUGUGGAUGGUGCCAACCACAAUGAUGGGAAGUUGCAAAACGGAAAAGGACCUUCCUCGAUGACUGCUGAUGGAGAGACCGAGGGUGAAGACGCCACGAGAGAGACCUGUGCUCCAGGAGAAGAGAAGGGCUCCAAUGAUUCAACAUCUGGCAGUGUGGCUGCGUCCAAUCAGAAGGACGACGAGGCAGCCCCUUCGACUGUGAACUGCAGUGCGGGGACAAGCCAACCGCCCCCUCGGCAGCGAGCAAAGGCAGGGGUCUCCAAGCUCACCUGCAUCAAGAUCAAGACAAAAUCCCCCAAGGGUGACUGCUACACACCGUCCAACGCCACAGUCGAGAUUGUCCCAGCCACAGAGAGACAGAAUCACGUGGCACGGAAGAUUGUAAAGAUGACAAAGCAAGCGCCCAUCAAGAAGAAGAAAGCGGCGCCAUCACGCGAGAAAAAAGUUACCCGAACCAUCAUGGCCAUCCUGGUAGCUUUCGUUGCCACCUGGACUCCUUACAACGUGAUGGUGCUAAUAAACACCUUCUGCUCCAGCUGCAUCCCAAACACAGUGUGGACUAUUGGCUACUGGCUGUGCUACAUCAACAGCACCAUCAACCCGGCCUGCUAUGCUCUCUGCAAUGCCACAUUCAAAAAGACAUUCAAACAUCUUCUCCUCUGCCAGUAUAAAAACAUUAGGUCAGCUAGAUAAGUUUUAGCCACCAAGGAGAAAAUGUUGAAGUAUGAGUUGCCUGAGUGUGUGUAUGUUCCAUCCAUGUAUAUUCCUGGGUUUGUCUGUAAAAGGUUGGUGUGCUUGUGAAGUCUGCAAGAGAACAUUUGAAAAUUACUUUCCAUCAUUUCAUUUUUUUUUUUUUUCCUCUCUCAAUAACCGGUUGUAGCACUUUACAGGAAUUCAACUGAUGCCAGUUGUGUUGAUAUGUGUCGUGCAGAAGCAGCGUAGAAAAAGAAGAUCGUGAAAUAUUCAAUAUUAGUCUGAGUUUUUAAGCUCAAGAAAAUUGGGUUUGUAAAGCAGGGGAACACUUUGGAGUGACAGAGAGCUGAUAAAAACAUUUGAAAAAAAGAGUAGAGGAAGAUCUGCGCAGUACGGAAACACAAGAAAACUUCAAAAUGGGAAAAUAGGGCUGACUGAAUCUAUAAACCUCAGAAGUUUGAAGUUCAGUGAAGACACCUGUAGAUAACUGUACAUAUCAGUGUGAAAUCAAUAUUCAAGUGGGCGCACAUGUGGGUGUGUGCUGGUUCAGAGUAUCCGUGAACACCCAUCUGUGCCCCGCUGCCUGCCUUCCUUCUAUCCGUCUGUGAUCUUCAUCAUGCACUUCCAACCAGCAACAUGUAGAAUAAAGUGGGGCAGCUAGCUAGUGUAGAUUGCCUCUGAUAUGGUCACAUCAGGGCUGGAAGCUUUCCCAUCUACAAAUGCGCCUCUAUGGGAAUGAGUUGCUAUUAAUACAUGAUAAUAAACUGUAUAAAUAUAUUAACACUGCAUUUGUUGACUUUGCAUGCUGGAGGGCCAAACUGGUGAGGAAUACAUUGAAACUUCAAAAUCUAGUCAGCCAAACUACAUAACAAUUUCUCAAUGUCUUAGACCAUAUAGCACCUUUAUGUUACUUAGCCAGCUAAUGAAAUAUGUGCCCCAAAAAGGACCUCCAUCUACAACAAUGGAGAUGAAUGCAGUGCUCACCACAUCAAAGAUUAACAUACAAAACAUUUGACAGCAGCAUGUCUUUCCAGAAGCACUAUCCGAACUACAUAGUCAACCUUCCACUGAACUCCUUUUUUCAACAUUACUUUGUAAUUACAGCAUCACAGAUGACCAUAUGUGAGAUUUUUCAAUUUCUACAAACGUACUCUUUUCUAGACCAAUUUGGUGCCAUUAAAAAGAUAAAUCUUGCAAUCGGUGAAGAAAUGCUCAUUGUCUAAGUUGGACCUUCCAGAUUAAUCAGUGAUCCAUCCAAAAAAAGGAACCUCCUCCUCUUAGCUAAACAAAAAAAAAAGAAGAAGUUUCAGAUUUUGGGACAUGUACGUUAUUCUUAGACUUGACCAGACGCUAGGUCUUAGACUUGAAACUGAUAACUCAAACAGUUAGCUUAACUUAGCAUACAGAUAAAAGCAUUGGGAACAGCUAGCCUAAAUCCAUCCCUGUGUUUAACAAAUAAUCAACUCCCAGCAUCUCUCAAACCAGUUCUCAAGCCCAACAUGUCAAACACAGAAGCUUGGUCUGUGGCCUCAACGCUUUAAAAUAUAAAAAAACUAGUUAGCGCUCAAGUGUCAGUGUAAAUUUCAUGCCUCAAACCAGGAACUUAAAAGUAAUAAUUUUAUUUAAUAUUGUUGUUGAAUUCUAUCUAUGGAUCGACGGUGGUGCUAGCUUAUCCAACAAAGUCCCGUGACCAGUAGUUGAGUAAGUUACUAAUGGCAUGCUAACGGACUGGCUAGGCCGUAUGCAGUACUGUUGGAGUAUGUACAGGCAGAAUGUUAGUGUAUGGUUUUCGGACACAGCCCUGAGUAAGAGUCCAGUAUUUAGCACCCAAAACCGCCAGCCGAUGUUGACUUUUGUGCUCAUCCUAUUGUGUCUAACAUCACAUUGAAACAUUAAGCUAGGGUAACAUAUCUUGAAAUGAAACCACAUCUAUACACUGACCACGCUGCUGUAUUUGACAACUUCAAAGUGAGAACAGGCUGCUUAACCCCACUAUAUAUACCAUGUCUUUUCCCAUUUUUAGAGGACAAAAAAAAAAAAAAACAACUUGUAAAGAUGACAAAGUAAUGUCUAGGAGCUAAAAACUUCCUGAGUUCAUCCUUACGUGGACAUUUGGUGCAUCUAGCCAAAAACUAGUCCCUUAAAUAAUCAAUGUAAAACCAUCAUUUGUCAUUUUCACAUUUUAGAUUUUCUUUGAGACAACAUCCUGUCCUGCAUGAUAAUAGAGAAUAACAGAAUAGCUGUAAGAACAACAAAGUGACAACAAACAACACGUUAUGACUAAGCAGAAAAACAGAAAAAAAGAAAAUGUGGCAUGAGAUUGUUCAGUCGCACUCUUUGAUUUGCCAGCUUGUUGCAUCACAUCACGUCCGCUUUUCCAGCUGCUGACAGGAUGUUUGAUGUAUAUUUUAUGGUUUUCAUGUUUGCUGUCGAGUUUACUCACCGAUGCUAGGAAGCUUCCUACUCGGGAGUGAAACAGGUGGCUGGAGCUCAGAGCUGAGACUCAUUACUGUAUGUGGGAAGGUAUUGUGUGGUUCUUUUUUUUGUUGUUUUCUCCUGUUGUUUUUUGGUGUGUGCGGAUGAGUGGGAGACUUCAUUUGAUCCUGCUGAUUAGUGGAUUGAUGUCUCAGCGUGUACAGUACUCUACUGUACUGAUGAUGAUUGUGAAGACCUGUAUGUGUGUGUGAGUUUGUGUGUGGGUGCUCCUGUGUGAGGUUUGUGUAGGUAGUAUAAAUGCUGACGAGUGUUCGCUCCAAGAGUGGAGUCUACUUCUGAUCACAGGAUAAAACCUUGUGAUUUAAAUAAGGGCUAUUUCCACGUCUUCAGUGUAACGCAUCUUCAGCUUCAUCAACAACCAAUUUAAAUCCAUAUAAGUAAUAUAUAGUCGUGUUUGUAUUCAUAGUAAAAGAAAUGAGAACAUUUCAAUUAAGUGUAAGACAUGUUCUGUGUAUCCAUGCAUGUCAUCCAUCAUUUCAGCCUAUUAGACGUUUCUCGAGUUACAUUAAUGUAUGCACAUCAGUCGCAGCCAUGAAUAUUCAUGAGCGCUUGCCAUCAGGAGGUUGCCGCAGAGAGGUGCUGGUAGGGGGGCUUUGCAAAGACUUACGCCUGCACCGAAUACCUCCUUAAGGCUUGUCUCCUUUUUUUUUUUUUUUUCUCCCCC